Chinchilla lanigera (long-tailed chinchilla) is the source of this 2207-nucleotide messenger RNA. RefSeq names its product abhydrolase domain containing 14B (gene Abhd14b). NCBI's taxonomy places the organism in Eukaryota, Metazoa, Chordata, Mammalia, Rodentia, Chinchillidae. Gene Ontology annotation, cellular component: cytoplasm. The record is from RefSeq and is a predicted model, not a curated record.
AAGGGGCUGCGCCGGGCCGGCCGCGUGCCGACCUCCCGCGCGGUUCUGGGCCCGGGAGCCGGCGAGAGCCCCCGGGCUGUCCCCAGCAGGACGUCUUUCCUUUGGCGGAGUUUUCUGCUGUCUGCGCCGAGAGGGCCGUCGUGACUUAGGCGCGGGUCCAGCCGCAGAGCGCGGCGGGCGCAGAGCCCUCCUUGUAAGCGCGGGGUGCUGCUCCUGCGCGGCGGCGCCGGGUCCCCGCCCGGCCACUGCCCUCCCGCCAGGGGAGGCCCCUGUCUGUCCCCCGCCGUCUGUCCCGUCUGUGCCAGGCUCGGGGCGCGCAGGCCUGGCCCCCGGAUGCUCUGCAGAGCGCCGGUUCGCUCCCCGUCGGCACCCGAGGAGCCUGGCGGCCUGCCGCCCGUCCUCCAGGCAGGGAGGCCGGCUGUGCGGGCCGGGAGAGCGCUCAAGGCCGCUGCCGGACUCGGGCACAGCCCUCCGCCCCACCUGCGCCCCGGCGCCCGCGGCCGGCCAGCCCCGACGGGAGAGGACGGGGCGCAGGAGAGCAGCGGCAACCGAACGGCGCCUCCCCGCAGGCGCGCCGGGUCUGCCCGGGCGGGGCACGAGGAGGCAGAAACCGCGCCCGGCCGGCCCUGGGGCCCAGGAUCUGGGGAAACCGCGUGGCUGAGAGCCCCAGAGGGUUUGGCGCGGACGACCCGAAAGAGGGCGCCGCGGAGCCCGGCCCCGCCCCCGCCCGCCCCUUCCCCGGUCCCCGCCCGUCCCGCGCGCUCGCCCCGCUCCUGGCCGCCCGGCGCCGCGCAGCUCCGCAGGCACUUAGGACCCAGUGCGGCAGGAAUGGCAAGUGUGGAGCAGCACGAGGGCACCGUCCAGGUGCAGGGCCAGGGCCUGUUCUUCCGAGAGGCACGGCCUGGCGGCGGGCAGACGGCUCGUUUCUCUGUGCUGCUGUUGCACGGCAUCCACUUCUCUUCUGAGACCUGGCAGACCCUGGGUACACUGCACAGGCUGGCCCAGGCUGGCUACCGGGCUGUGGCCAUUGACCUGCCAGGUCUGGGGCGUUCUAAGGAGGUGCCAGCCCCUGCCCCUGUGGGGGAGUUGGCCCCUGGCAGUUUCCUGGCAGCUGUGGUGGAGGCCUUGCAGCUGGGCCCCCCGGUUGUGAUCAGUCCGUCGCUCAGUGGCAUGUACUCCCUGCCCUUCCUCACGGCCCCUGGCUCCCAGCUCCGGGCUUAUGUGCCUGUGGCCCCCAUCUGCACUGACAGAAUCAGUGCUGCCGACUAUGCUGGUGUGCAGACUCCAGCUUUGAUUGUAUAUGGCAGCCAGGACCCCAUGGGUCACACCAGCUUUGAGCACCUGAAGCAGAUCCCCAACCACCGGGUGCUCGUCCUGGAGGGGGCAGGGCACCCCUGCUACCUGGACAAACCUGAGGAGUGGCACAGGGGACUGCUUGACUUCUUACAGGGCCUGGCAUGAGCCUAGCCCUGCAGAUGGAGGGGUGGCCCCGUGCCUGCCUUAGGAUCCCUCUCCCUGCUCGGUGGGUCUGGCUAGCCAUGCGUUUCUAACAGGUGUGUCUGCCUGUCUGUCUGUCUGUCUUUUCUACUUCUUUCACUUGCAGCGAUGAGGUAAAAUCAAGAGGAAAAAUUCAGAAAUCAAUGGAUGUAUUCUGACAGAGGGUAAUCCAGGAGCUUCUCCUACUGGCAGUCCUUCCUUCCUCUGCUCUGCUCUGCAGGCCAGUCACCCCCUCCUCGUUCCCCUGCCCCUCUGAGACCACAGUUACACGCAUGCCCACACAUACUCACACACGACAGCAUCUGUGAUCCCAGGCACAUCCCUUCACUUGGGAGCACCUGACUGGGUCCUUGUGCCCCACUGCAUCUUCCCAGGCACUCUGGGCGCACACGCGCAGGGCCUGCACAGGUACAAGUGGAUUUCAAACUGUGCAGCUCCGCAUUGCCUGGGAAGGUGGGAGCUCACCGGCCAACCUCGUGCCAGGCGUGGGGAGUGGCCAAGCCUAGACUCCACCCAUUCGCCCCCUGGUUACUAGGCUGCAGCCCAGAAUCGCGCCCCGCAAAAACUCCCUGCUCUUUCCUCUGCUUCUGGGGUCUCCCCCUUGAGCCCCACCCGUUGUCAGGCUUGGGUCUUCUCCGCCAAGCUUGUUUUCCGCGCUGGGGUUUAAGGAGGCAGACUGGAGACCGGUGAAAUAAAGCGAUGCAAUUAGA